UGUUAGCAACGUGUUGCUCCUCUCGUUUUUCACGUUUGACGAUUUUCUAUAUUGUUCACCCAGUAAUUGUGUGGUGCGCUGAACGUAUGCGAACGCAUUUAUGUCAAAUUCGCAAUAAUAAUAAAGGAAAAACAUUAAAUAUUAACUGAAAGGCAAAACCACACGUUCACUAAACAAAUUCCUGCCGGAAAUAAAAAUUAUCUUGCAAAUUUGUAUGUGCAUAAAUUAAUUUGAAAUGUGUAAAAGUGACAAGAGCGCAGUGCUGAAGUGACACAAGAGCCGGCAUAUUGAUACACAUCAGUGAAAUACACACGCACACACACACUUACAACGACAAGCGCGUAUAAAACUCAAUUUGAAUUUGUAGCGUGUUUGUGAUGUCGAUUGACAUCUGUUACUGCAAAUUACAUUAACUGUUUACAAAGAGUGUAUAUAAAUAAAUAAAAGUGAAAUUACAAGCGCAACAAACAAAAAAAACAAACAAGUGCUAAAUGUAAACGAAAUGACUGUAAAAUAAAAUAAAGCAUUUAUCUGCAUCACCCCCACAGCUGGAAAGCAGGCACCGCCAAGAGCCGAAAAGCAACAAGUACGGAUUAACAUUAGGAGCUGAAACGAUUUUUCGUAUUUGUCGAACGCAUUUUAAAAAGAAGAGCCGAUCAAUAAAUUGAACAACCAACCCACCUAAAAUCCCACAAAAGCGUAACUUAAGCUGAAACUUAUACCCAACAAACAAUCUCCACUCAUUCGACGAAAAAUUUACACAUUCUUACCACAAACACCAACCAACAAACUCCCAAAAAACCAGCAAAAUGUGGCCGUCUAACUGUCAGCGGCGCACACUGCUCGCCAUCGUGCUCGUCUGCUUUGCCUGCCUCAUUGCGCCCGCAGCGUCCCGCUCGCGUGACAAAGAAGGGCGUCGUCGCAGCGAUCGCCUCUCAGCCGCCUCUUCCACCUCCGCCUCGUCCACGUACUACGCCAGCAGCGGCAGUGUGAACAGCAACUAUGCGAGCAUACCUUCCUCGGCCACCAGUUCGUAUACGGGUCCCAUGGACACGACCGGCUUUUGUGUGCGCCGUCGCGAUAUGAAGCUCAUGUGCUACUGCACACCGGACGAGAAUCACGUGCCCGUGCUAAAGGCGGAGUGUUGGGUAUUCUCAGAUAUCUUGCCACAGAACGAUACAACCUGGACGCGUUUCUUUCAGCAGAAGCGCUUGCGUGAAUUGAAAUUUGUCAUACAAAAUCAUGGUCGCCUGGACUAUAUACCAACGCUAGUGUUUGAAUCGUUAAAGAAUUUGACCACCAUUAUUAUUGAGUACUCGCAGGUGGAUGUGGUGAAGAGCAAUGCUUUUGCCAAUCUACCAUAUUUGGAGCGUAUCAUCUUGACCAAUAAUCAUAUAGCGGCUUUGGCUCAGGACGCAUUCGCUAAUCACAUACGCUUGCGUGAGUUGAAUUUGGAGCACAAUCAGAUAUUUGAGAUCGAUCGCCACGCUUUUCAUAACCUACCACAAUGCGAGAAGCUUUUCUUAAACAACAACAAUAUCUCUAACUUGCAUGACAGCCUUUUUGUGGAGAUGCCACACUUGGUGUAUUUGAAUUUGGCACAUAAUCAGAUAUCAGUGCUGACCAGCGACAUCUUCAAAGGUCUGGGUAAUUUGAACGUGCUGAAGCUGUCGAAUAAUAACAUCAAUUUUAUCGGUGAUACUGUGUUUGCUGAGUUGUGGAUCUUGUCGGAAUUGGAGUUGGAUGACAACAAGAUUGAGCGCAUUUCGGAACGUGCUCUCGAUGGCUUGAAUACGCUAAAAACGCUGAAUCUUCGCAAUAACAAGCUGAAGAAACUCGACAACGGACUACUACGUGGCACACCCGCACUCCUCAAUAUCAAUGUGCAGAGCAACGAGUUGGAGACUUUGACAUUUUAUACAUUCCAGCCAAUUAUGGAUAAUUUGGUCAACAGCACAAGUGAACUGCUGCUGUCAGAUAAUAACUUCGUUUGCGACUGUCGUCUUCAAUGGCUGUUUGAGCUGAAAAAUCGUACGCGCUACACGGCAUUGCGUGAGGCGCUUGAGACUUUCGUCUGCACACUGCAUGAUCCGAAAAUUGCCAACUUUGUUGAGCCCGUACCAAAUCACAUUUUAGAUCUGCUUAACAUCGGCAGCAGCUACAAUGGCGCCAACAGCGCCGAACUACACCUCGGUGGCAACAAUAGCGGACGCAAACGCUUCUCCAAGUCACGACAAAAUGGCGGCACACAGCGCGGUGUCGGCGGCAAUGGACAACGUCUGGGACAAAUGCAGCUAAACGUCGAUGAGAAUGUCGACGUGAUCGAUGCCGCCGCCGUUGCACUGACACCCGAACACGGUGAACACGUGCUGUCGCUAAGCAAGCGCUCGUUGGCCGACGGCAGUGAGCUCACUGUUGUCGCCAGCAGUCAGCCGGAAGUGUACAAGGACGCACUCUUGGCAGCUUCAGGUAUACCAGACGUCGCCACCGCCAAUAUUGUUGGUGAGAAGAAGAAGAAAUCCGUAUUGCCCGCAAAACUAAGAGAUGACUACUACGACGAAGCAGCCGGCUUAGGCGGUGGCGCUGCUGCGCCGCAUGGCCUGCUGUUGGCACAACAAAUCGAACUGGGCGAAGGCUUGGACGCGCUCAAACAGAAUGCUUUGUACAAUCAGCAAACCAACGAUGUGAUUGGCAUGACCAAUACAAUCAACGAGCACGGCGCUAGCAAGCCACAGCCGCUGGGCAUCAAGGUGUGUCUGUUCUUGUUGAAACCCGAGCGUCUGCCGUGUCACGACGAGCUCAGCGAUCCGACAGAGUUGCCAUUGUCGCGCGAUCUCAUGGAUGUGCGCAGCAAUCAGGCGCAGAGCAAUAUGUCUUCGGCCGGCAGCGCUCUGUCAAUGGCAACGACGACUCUGGUGGGCGUGGCGGCGAUAAUGUUGCGCUUCAGCAGCAGACGGCGCAGCGGUUAAAGAGUAAUGAUGGCGCGCGGGUGUAAUAGGUAACAGUAAUUCUAUUAAACUGUGUGUCUGCGUUUAAGAAUACUGCGAAAAUAUAUGUGUGUAGACAAUUGCCAAUAUGGGAAAUACACUGGUAAUUUGCAACAAUAAUUUAUAAAAAAAUAAUGAUUUAAUAAUUUUCUUUGACUAUUUUGAAGUGAAUUGAAAAAUUUUAAAUAGAAUUUAAUGCAACUAUUUUUAGGUGUUUUUUUAUUACAAAUAAUUUGUAACAAUUCACACACAUACUUAGAUACACGUGUCAGCAUAUUUAUUAUGAAACGAUCUCUUGCGUGCGCCAACGCAUUGGACAGCGUAAAUACAGAACUUUUAGCAAACACUGUACAUAUUAAAAACCAUUAAACACAAGCGAAAAAUCUUAAAAUGAAAAAAUAACAAGAACCACAUUUGAAUGCCUACUUGAACAGCUUCUGGCGGCCAGCUUAAGCAAACUGGCAUAAAACUGGGCAUACAUAAUUUGUAGUUAGCUUAUGAUUGUAAAUAUCAAUAAAAAAAAAUUAAUAAAACAAAAAAAUAAUAAUAAUUAUAAUAAUAAUUCUUAUUGAAUAAACAAACCCAAGCUGUAAUGUUCAUUAACAAAAUAUUAUUAAGCAGUUAAAGAAUAGACGCUUAAUAAGUUUGAACACAAAAACCAUAAGAAACUUGAAGACGAGCUUCAAUUAACUGUAUGCUUUUUUUGCUAUAGGAAUCAUACAAAGCCACAUAAAAAAAAGUUAAAUUUAAAUAUACUUUAUAUUAUAAUUAAGUGUAAGAUGUAGAAUUGAAAGCAAAUGGUAAAGCACUUAGCUUUAAGCAACUCAAAAUGAAUUCUUUCGCCUGUCAAGCGGCGACAAUUAAACAUUAAAGCUAGGAAUUAGCGCCUAAUGAGAGAAUAAAAAACUUAAAUUAGAUACAUAUAUAUGUAUAUUGCUAUAUAAAUGGUAAUUGUAUUUAUACAAAACUAAUUAGUUAAGUGUAAAAAUAAUUAAUGCAUUAAAAUUAAUAAAAUACGCUGCUUA
Molecule: messenger RNA, 4012 nt
Organism: Bactrocera tryoni
Lineage: Eukaryota; Metazoa; Arthropoda; Insecta; Diptera; Tephritidae
Gene: Con
Product: connectin
Exons: 5
Coding region: 810-2969 (719 amino acids)
Molecular function (GO): protein binding
Source: RefSeq, a predicted model, not a curated record